AUGGUCUCAGCUUCCCAACUCUUCCUCAGCACCACACCAUCCACUCAGCUCCCUCCCCACUCCCUGGUAAACUGCCUCCAUGACAUCAAAGCUUGGAUGACAUCUAACCAACUCAAACUCAACAGCAAUAAAACAGAGCUCAUGGUUGUGGCCCCCAAAGCACUGCUGUGGAAGGUUGGAGAUCUCGUGCUCGAUGUGGACAGGACCUCCAUCUGCAGGAGAGGCAGAAACCGGCCCUUUGCUCACAUCACUGUAAUUAUAGUUUCCUUUAAGAGAGCGAGUCAGACACAGACUCAGAAGAGUGAGGGACAGCACUCAGGCAGGAUAGCAUCUCACAGCUGGACUAACAUCUGGACUAAGACAGGAGGAAUGACUCUUCAACCUACAAGCUUCCCUGCUGACCUCAGCACACCAGCUCCGCAUGGAGGCCUAAACAGCACCAACGACACUGGAUGUGCAGACACAGAUGUCUGGGAGUGGCUCUACAGCUGGCAGCCAGUGUACAUAGCACUCAUCACUGUGCUGGGAAUUAUUUUUAAUGUCUUCGUCCUCAUGGUUUUCUGUUUGCACAAGAAGGCCUGCACCGUGGCCGAAAUCUAUUUGAGCAACCUGGCUGCCGCUGACCUCAUCCUGAUGUGCUGUUUGCCUUUCUGGGCUGUAAACAUAUCCAACGGUUUCCACUGGCCCUUUGGGCUGUUUCUGUGCAAAGUCGUCAGUCUUGGAAUCAAAAUGAACGCCUACUGCAGCAUCUACUUUCUUGUUCUUGUAGGCAUAGAUCGCUAUGUCGCACUGGUGCACACGAUGUCCCAUGGCAGGAUGCGUAGGCCCAAAUAUGCCAAGCUGAGCUGUCUGCUGGUGUGGGGUUUUGGGUUACUGCUCUGCGUCCCUACUCUUGUCUUUAGGAGAGUGCAACAUUUCCCAGAGUACAAUGUGCAUGCAUGCUUCCUGGACUACCCAAAACAUAUCCCCUACCUACAGCUGCUCUUUGAUGUGAUGCUUGUUAUUUUUGGCUUCAUCAUCCCCAUCUCCAUCAUCACAUACUGCACUGUACGAAUUAUUCAUGCUCUGAAGAUGCAGUCAAUCGAGAGAUUUAAUGCUGAGAAAACAGAGCAAAAAGCCACCACGCUGGUGUUGGCGGUCCUUCUGGCUUUCCUUAUCUGUUGGGUGCCCUUCCACAUCGUCGCCACUGUGGACGUGCUUGCACGCGCUAUUGGCCUGGUAGGGUGCUUUCUAGAGACAGUGCUGGACAUCUGCAACCAAAUCUUCACCUACUUAGCCUUUUCCAACAGUGUUCUCAAUCCCAUCCUCUACGUCAUUGUCGGAAAGAACUUCAGGAAAAAAGUCAGAGAGCUCUUGAAACAGUGGAACAUUAAGAAACCAGUAACCUCUGACUCCACAAGGUCAAACCAAUCCUCUACUCUGAAGACUCUGGCAUGA
This is a messenger RNA of Cheilinus undulatus (humphead wrasse), 1437 nucleotides long. RefSeq names its product B2 bradykinin receptor-like. Gene Ontology annotation, cellular component: membrane. Gene Ontology annotation, biological process: smooth muscle contraction; vasoconstriction; G protein-coupled receptor signaling pathway. Lineage: Eukaryota; Metazoa; Chordata; Actinopteri; Labriformes; Labridae. The transcript is spliced from 3 exons. Bases 1 to 1437 code for a protein of 478 amino acids. Gene Ontology annotation, molecular function: bradykinin receptor activity. The record is from RefSeq and is a predicted model, not a curated record.